Lingula anatina is the source of this 2862-nucleotide messenger RNA. Its product is annotated as atlastin-2. Lineage: Eukaryota; Metazoa; Brachiopoda; Lingulata; Lingulida; Lingulidae. Gene Ontology annotation, molecular function: GTP binding; GTPase activity. The record is from RefSeq and is a predicted model, not a curated record.
GGAAGGUGACGUCACGUCUAUUCCAAUAUGGCUUCAAAGCCAACAGAACUUCGGAAAGUGGUUGAAACGACACUGAACACGUCAGCUCCAGUGUCUGCUGAAGGUGUCAGAUUGAAGGGUUACCCAAUUCAAGUUGUCACAUUUGACGAAGACCAUGCCUUUAAUCUAGAUUUAGAAGCACUAGAGAAGGUGCUGCUGCAGAACAAGAUUAAGGAUAAACAGGUUGUGGUGGUCUCAGUGGCUGGAGCUUUCAGGAAAGGAAAGUCUUUUCUUUUGGACUUCUUUCUGAGAUAUCUAAAUGCAACACCUGAUGCACAGGCAAGUGAUGAAUGGCUGGGAGAUGACAACUCUCCAUUGGAAGGUUUCAGUUGGAGAGGAGGCUCAGAAAGGGAUACCACUGGGAUUCUUUUGUGGAGUGAAGCUUUUGUGUCAAGGCUCCCAAAUGGACAAGAGGUGGCUGUACUUUUGAUGGACACUCAAGGAGCAUUUGAUAGUCAGUCCACAGUGAAAGACUGUGCUACAGUAUUUGCACUGAGUACUAUGCUCAGUUCUGUUCAGGUAUUUAACAUAUCUUCAAACAUACAAGAAGAUGAUUUGCAACAUCUGCAGCUUUUUACAGAAUAUGGAAGACUAGCAUUAGCAGAUACAUCAGCAAAGCCAUUUCAGUCUUUAGAGUUUUUAGUCAGAGAUUGGAGUUUCCCAUAUGAACAUGAUUUUGGAGAAAAGGGUGGAAAUGGAUUGCUAGAAAAACGUUUAGAGUUGAAAGCUAGACAACACGAAGAAUUACAGUCUCUUCGCAAGCAUAUCAGGUCCUGUUUUGAAAAGAUUGGCUGUUUCUUGCUGCCGCACCCAGGACUAAAAGUUGCCACCAACCCUCAUUUUGACGGCAGAUUGGCAGAUAUUGAAGAGGAAUUCAAAAAACAGCUUAAAAUGUUAGUGCCAUUAAUCCUUGCUCCAGGAAAUUUGAUCACAAAAGAAAUAAAUGGGGCUAAAGUCACAUCUAGAGAACUGGUAGAGUACUUCAAAGCUUAUAUCAUUGUAUUCAAAGGAGACGAACUCCCAGAACCCAAGUCUAUGCUGCAGGCUACUGCGGAAGCAAAUAAUUUAGCUGCUGUUGCAAAUGCAAAAGCAUUAUAUGUAAAGGAAAUGGAAAAGAUUUGUGGUGGAGAUAGACCAUAUCUCAGCUCGGAACAGUUAGACAGAGAUCAUGACAGUAUCAAACAGCAAGCAGUGGAACUCUUCUGCAGUGCUAAGAAAAUGGGAGGAGAUUCAUUCAGCAGUGCCUAUCAGGAGAAACUAGAGGAAGAAAUCCUUGAAGCCUAUGAGAACUUUGUCAAAGCAAAUGAGUCCAAGAAUAUUUUCAAGCACGCACGCACCCCUGCCACCUUUGGGGUGGUGCUUGUUGCGGCCUACUUCUUGUCUGGACUUUUUGGCUUUUUGUACAUGGACACCAUAGCUAAUCUGUUUACUGGUAUUGUAUAUUUGAUUAUACUUGUGGUCACAUUUUGGGCCUACGUCAGGUACAGUGGUAACUACCGUGACAUAGGACAACACAUAGAUUCUGCAGCAGAAGGAAUAUGGGAACAGGUGCUUUCCCCAGCAUAUGCACACUUCAUGGCUCAAAGUUUAAAGCAUGCAACCAACACCAAGUUGAAAUCAAACUAAGGAAUGGCAGGAAAUCAGCAAUGAAAUUAUAUUGAAAUUGAAGCUAAUCACUUCCCUGUUCAAAUUGGAAUAAACAGUAGUGAUUGUUGUACAUGGCAGCAGAGAACCAUACUGAUAGAAGAACCAGCUAUUUGCUAUGCACUACAUUUUGACUCUGAAUUUGUUCCCAGAUCUUAUGCUUUCAUGGGCUGCCCACAGUGUUGUUUCUUUUUUUGAUAUUUUGCUGGGAUGUAUUCUCAACAUUUCUCUCUUUUUUUCUGGAUGUUGUACUGUUUUUGUAACUUGUUGCAGUUGGCCAGUCAGCUUCAGUGUUUUGAAAUACUCGCUCACUGGAUUUUAGCAUUCCUCAAUUCAGAGAGUAGACAAAAGAAUGAAGGUGUACUUAUUUCCAUUGACUUCAUCUUGGUUUGUGAGGUACAGACUGUUAGUUAUUAGCAUAUUUAUUGGUAACUUGUGACAGACUGAAAAUUUGUGUUGAUGAAUUGUAAAUUAUUUACAGAGAAAUUUGUUGACAAUUUAUGCCCAUUAUAAUUAAGAAAAUAAUAGAUGUUAAAAUUACGAUGAUAAAAUCCAGUAACUAAGGAAAGUGCAAAGACUUAUGAUCCCAGAAAACUGUGGGUUCAAUUCCUUUCCAGUUUUGCAAAAAUCAGCUCACUCUAAUCUUAAUACAGUCUUGUAACUACAGUAUGGACUUAAUUAAAUGAGCAUUGAGUUAGAUAUUUUUCCUCUGCUGAGGGUAAGCAACAAAACAAAUUUCUUUAAAAGAAUUUACCUUUUUAUGUACAUAAAGGAAAUUAGUUUUCUAAAUUUACAAAUUUAGCUUACUGCUGAAAUGACACUUGUAAGUAUUUCCAUGCAUUGAUACUGUUUUGAUGCCUAUUUAUUCCUAUAUGUUAGUAAUAGAAUAUGAAGAUUACAUUCAUAUUAUCGAAGAGAAUGAUAAACACCCAUUUGUCAUCGUUAAACAUUUAAUGUUUGAGAUAAAAAUAUCAACAGGUGCUGUGACACAAGCUUAAGGUGCUGAUGCAUAGUAUAACAGAUUUUUUUAUCCCUGGUUAAUCUUAUGAUAACUAGAAUAUUAACUAUGUAUAACUAUGCACUCUUUUGUAUAUAACACACUCUCAUUUAUUGUUUCUUUACAGAAGGAUUUUGUGUUUAUCUUAAUUAGUGAUGCUGGUUCAGUCUGUAGUCAAAUCA